CUGUGAGCCUGGCAGAGAGGGACGUAAACAGCUAGCAUCUUGUCUCUCCAGAUACGUACACACGCACGCGCACGCGCGCGCACCCGGUGCCGGGGCACGAGGUGAGGUCAGCUGACAGGGUCCGUCGGUCCUGAUGGUCACGUGAUGACGAGGCGAUGACGAGGAUGAUGUUCACAUUCCAGGUGGAAUGUCAGUGAGUACAUGUACUCAGGUACUUUACCUGAGUACAUGUACUUUAAGGUCCUCAGGAGAAGAGGAAACCCUGCUACUUCCUGUCAGCAGGAGAGAAGAAGGAGGAGUUUAUUCUGAUUAUCAUUUAAUUCGUCAGACGACUGUCGGCCAUGUUUAAACUCCGAUAGGUGCGUUUGAUUCAGAGCCCACGUCAUGGCGGAGUCCGCCUCGCCCACUCUGGUGGUGGAGCACAACAAAGUGGAGCCUCCUCCUCCCGCGGUGGGCGUGUCCAAAGAACUGAUCCGGACCAAUCCGGAGGUCCCGAGCAACGGCACCGCCGGCGGUCCUCUUCCCGCCACACUCCUGGAUGAGGAGGAGGAGAAGAAGAAGAAGAAGGAGGAGGAGGAGGAGCAGGAGGAGCAGGAGGAGGAGGAGGAGGAGGAGGAGGCCACGCCGCCGGAUUCGUCCUCACUGUCGUCUGAAAACAGGACGAUAACCGCCGUCACCACAGAAGAAGAAUCUCUGUCGCUUCUACUUGGACACGUCGAGACUGGAGGAGGACAGGACCGAGGAGCAGAGCCAGGUCUAGACCAGGACCAGGACCUGGAGGAGAGCUCCUCCGUGGUCGGCGGCUCCACCGACUCCGCGUCCUUCUCCCUCCCCAGUCUGGAGCUCUCCAACGGGGCCGCGGCAGCAGGAAACUCCCUGGACGUGGAGGACGGUCUGGGGGGGCGCGGCUGCUCCCCGUCCACCGAGGUCCCGGGUCUGAAGGACCAGGACCCGCCGGAAGCUGCUGGUGGUGCUGUGGCCCCUCCCACUCCUGGUGGCUCCGGCUCCACGGCGGCUCCGGGGGCGGGGCCGUCCAUGCCGGCCUACUAUCUCGUGAAGUGGAUCACCUGGAAGGAGAAGAAGACCCCCAUUGUCACGCAGAGCGAGAACGGACCCUGCCCCCUGCUGGCCAUCAUGAACACGCUGUUCCUGCGCUGGAAGGCUAAACUCCCGGCUCAGACGGAAGUCGUCACCACGGAGGACCUGAUGGCUCACCUGGGAGAGUGUGUGUUGUCUGUUACACCCAGAGAGAAGGCUGAAGGGAUGGAGCUCAACUUCCAACAGAACAUGAGCGAUGCCAUGGCCGUGCUCCCCAAACUCUCAACAGGUCUGGACGUUAACGUGCGUUUCACUGGAGUGACGGACUUUGAGUACACGCCUGAAUGCAUCGUGUUCGACCUGCUCAACAUCCCGCUGUUUCACGGCUGGCUGGUCGACCCACAGAGUCCAGAGAUGGAGGCUUCUGUUGGGAAACUGAGCUACAACCAGCUGGUGGAAAAAAUCAUCGACUACAAACACUCAGCGGACAGCUGCAGAGUCAGUGAAGGUCUGGUGGCGGAACAGUUCCUGGAGUCCACGGCGACCCAGCUGUCGUAUCACGGUUUGUGUGAACUCAACACGACGGCUUCAGAAGGAGAAAUCUCUGUGUUCUUCAGAAACAACCACUUCAGUACCAUGAUCAAACACCAGGGCCACCUGUACCUGCUGGUGACGGACCAGGGCUUCCUUCAGGAGGAGGGUUUGGUCUGGGAGUCGCUUCAUAAUGUCGAAGGAGACGGAAACUUCUGUGAUUCCGACUUCAGACUGUGUCAUCCUCCUCAGAGAGCUCCGCCCACCACCAGCCUGCCUCCCAGUGCCCAGGAGCAGCAGAGGCAGAUAGACCAGGACUACCUGGUGGCGGUGUCCCUGCAGCAGCAGCAGGGCGGGGCCCCAGGGCCCCUCAGUGACCUGGAGUUGGCCCAACAGCUCCAACAGGAGGAAUACCAGCAACAACAACAACAACAACAACAGCAGCAACAACAACAACAACAGGGAUCACAGCAGGCAGCACAGCAGGUCAGAGGUCAGGGGUCACAGCAGGGCGGAGCCAGGAGAAGAGAGAAGGACUCGGACUGUGUCGUCCUAUAGACUCUUCCUCAUCUUCAUCUACGACUAACCACCAAACUCCCGAGUCUGUCUGCAUCAGACACACACACACACACACACACACACACACACACACACACACACACACACACACACACACACAGCUCGAUGCCAAACCCCAGUGCUUCAACGCUGGUUUCAGAUGUGAUUCCAGGUUUUGUUUGUAAAAACCGUCUGAACUGCAGGCGCAGUCUGGUGGAUGAGUUGUAACUAACAGCUUUAUUAAUGAUUUAUUAACGAUGUAUUCAUGCUUAACUAAUCAAUAACAACGUUUCUAUCCAGGUUGUGAGUUUAGAGCUGAAACGAGUAUAGGAAAUAAUAAAUACCACAAAUUCUGUGUUUGGAGCUUCCGUACAAACUCGUAAUCGUCACGUUAAUAAGUCAUUAAUAAGAUAUGAGCUCACUUUCUACGUCAUCUGCAGUUAUACAUAUUAAUAAGUAUGUGUUAUACCUGAUCUAUAAACGUUAUAACACAAUACUAACGAAGGACGAAUGUGUUAUACCUGAUCUAUAAACGUUAUAACACAAUACUAACGAAGGACGAAUGUGUUAUACCUGUUCUAUAAACGGUUAUAACACAAUACUAACGAAGGAUGUAUGUGUUAUACCUGAUCUAUAAACGUUAUAACACAAUACUAACGAAGGACGAAUGUGUUAUACCUGUUCUAUAAACGUUAUAACACAAUCCUGACGCUGUUAUUACAACGUAUUAAAGGGAAACCUCUUCUCUGGUGGGACACUUUUCACCAGUAGAGGUUACUGGUUCUGGAAAGGUCCCUCAGGUGAAAUGAAUCCCGUCCAAUGAGCCGCUUCACUGCAGGUGAACUUGAAAGUAGGAGGAGCCAACAGGUCAAACAAAUGUCCCGUCGGGCUUUUCCAGCAGGUUUAGUUUUACAAUGAAAAUGAGCUCUGAAGAAGUUUUUCAUGUUGUUCAACAAUUAAAAUGAUAAACUAGUUUAAUCUGAUGGGAUUUCAAGCUGUUGUGUUCAAAACAUGUGAUCAGACUGCUUAUUGAUUUGGUAAAUAAACAACAACAAUCUGAAUUAGUCUGUAAUUUGAUUUUAAUAAACAAGAACGUUCUUGAGACAGACAGUUAUUGUAGUUUUAGUCUUCAAGAUGAUGUAAUUACAUAUUAAUUAAAAGUGUUAAUUACUUUUUCACCUGUUUAUUAAACCUUUGCCUCAACGAAAACAAA
This is a messenger RNA of Cyclopterus lumpus (lumpfish), 3340 nucleotides long. It is a transcript of the gene mindy1, whose product is annotated as MINDY lysine 48 deubiquitinase 1. The transcript is spliced from 13 exons. Lineage: Eukaryota; Metazoa; Chordata; Actinopteri; Perciformes; Cyclopteridae. Gene Ontology annotation, cellular component: cell periphery; cytosol. The coding region runs from base 385 to 2127 and encodes 580 amino acids. Gene Ontology annotation, molecular function: K48-linked deubiquitinase activity; cysteine-type carboxypeptidase activity; cysteine-type deubiquitinase activity. The record is from RefSeq and is a predicted model, not a curated record. Gene Ontology annotation, biological process: protein K48-linked deubiquitination.